AUGCUUCCAGCUACUGCGCUCUUACUACUGGUCUUAUUCGUGGGUUCCCAGUGGGUCAUCACCCCGGUGUUCAAACGGUUGUUGCCAUCUAUAGGAAUAACCACUGUGGAUUCGUCGAUAACGUCUCAGAACAGCACGUUGUUGUACCAUAUCCAUCCGUACAGAGAGAUCUCAAGACAUAGCUUUGAGAAAUGGGUAGAGGAGCAGGUUGAGAUUUCGUUCGACAAGAUCUUGAAGAACAUUGGCGAUCACAACUGGAGCGAAGACUUGAUCUUGGAUAACGUGUCUGAAGGUGCGAUCAUUGCGAGUCCAUCUAGACACCAGCCUGAUUAUUUCUACCAGUGGAUCAGAGAUGGCGCAAUAACCAUCAACUCCGUUACAAACUUCCUAUCGGAUGUUGAUUCAUUCAAGAACAAAUCGCUACAGUUGACCAUUGAGAAUUAUCUACGCAACAGUCACAGACUACAGCGAACUGAUAAUCCGAGUGGUAAAUAUGACGGCCAACUAAAGAACUUGGGUGAGCCCAAGUUCGAGGUUGAUUCGACUCCAUUUUGGGGUAAUUGGGGCAGACCUCAAAACGAUGGCCCUUCUCUAAGGGUCAUUGCAGUGAGCAAUUUUAUAAGAAGCUUGGAAAGGUUCAAUGGCGCAUUGAUUCAGACUCAUGAGUUCUCAGACGUUGAAGACCUAUAUCAUAGCAUCGUAAAGCUCGAUUUGCAGUAUAUCUGUCUCUAUUGGAAAGAUAAAAAUUUUGAUCUCUGGGAAGAAGUUGACUCCUAUCAUUUCUUUACAUCAAUUACGCAGUUGAAGGCUUUGAAGAUUGGCAUUGAGCUCUAUGAAAAGUUCGAAGACGAAGAUAUAGAAUUUGGUUACAGUUUGAGAUCAACUUCUGACAUGUUGAACGACUUCAUCUUUAACGAGUCAGGGUUUGUUAACGAUGGUGUGAACCACAUAUUGGAGACUCCAUCCAUUGUCUAUAAGAGAAGCGGACUCGAUGCAGCUACAUUGCUUGGCUCUUUACUCACUCACGACGAUGACGAUGAUGGUUGUGACAAUGGUUACAACGUAGAUCAAGAUCCUGUACCGUUUGACGUUACUGAUAGAUUGGUGUUAAACACACUCAGUGAAAUGGUUAAAGCAAUGAAAUUCCUAUACCCUAUAAACAAGGACAGGCUGGAUUUGAAUCUUGGUGUUGCUCUUGGUCGAUACCCAGAGGAUGUCUACGAUGGGCUUGGAGUCAGUGAGGGAAACCCAUGGUUCUUAUGUACUUUGGCUGCAAGUGAAUUGAUGUUCAAGUUGAUCCAUCGACUCUCUAACGCGAGACAGGAUCUAAUCAUCGAUAGAGGGAACCAUCGGUUCUAUUUCAACCACAUUGUUGAGAUUGAUGAGGUGUUCCCGUACAUGACUGGUGCUCAAAAGAACUACUUGGAUUUACAAGUCAUAAUCCCUUAUAACUCUUUGGCUUUCAACCAAACCAUUUGGAACAUUUUCAAAUACGGGGAUUCGUUCUUGGAUGUUGUCAGGGAGCAUGUAAGUGAUGAGGGAUCCAUGAGCGAACAGUUCAACAGGUAUACUGGGUAUAUGCAAGGGGCUGAAGAUUUAACCUGGAGUUAUGGUUCAUUUUGGAGCACGUAUAGAUGGCGUAAGAGAGCUUUGGCGAUCAUUGGUGACAGGCUCACCAAGAAGGUUGUGUAA
Williopsis jadinii is the source of this 1692-nucleotide messenger RNA. RefSeq names its product glucan 1,4-alpha-glucosidase (gene SGA1). Gene Ontology annotation, molecular function: glucan 1,4-alpha-glucosidase activity. Lineage: Eukaryota; Fungi; Ascomycota; Saccharomycetes; Phaffomycetales; Wickerhamomycetaceae. The record is from RefSeq and is a predicted model, not a curated record. Gene Ontology annotation, cellular component: fungal-type vacuole. Bases 1 to 1692 code for a protein of 563 amino acids. The transcript is spliced from 2 exons. Gene Ontology annotation, biological process: polysaccharide metabolic process.